AUGGUUGUACCUAACUUACCAGUUGAGAUUCCAGUAACUAUUAAAACGACUACAGGCAAAUCCGCCACGGCACGCCUGUACACCCAGCGCCUCAACGGCACCUAUCUCCGCAGUCCUCCAGACUACCUAGCCAACAUCCGCGGCAUGAUGUCCAUGAAGCCUAGACUGGUUCGCAGCGCCUACCACGCCCUCAACAACUACCUCAUGGCAGAACUGGUCAAAUCCAUCCUCAAAACGAGACUAGUCGUCAUGGAUCAGUACUGGCACGGGUUGACGGCCUUUGCCCUAGCCAAGCUGGCCGGCAUAAGACAGAACCUACCGGUGCCAGGGUCUCCCAUCUACAAUUUCCCCCAAGACCUGCUCAUCCCUGACAUCAGCUUCUUCAUCGCCGCCAAUGAUGAGAGAAGACUCUUCAAGCUGCCGGACACUGGCAAACCAGCAACCUCCAAAGUCUUCAGAGAAUCAACAUACGAGGCCUACAGCUUGAUGGAUCUGCCCAGGAUGGUUCCCAUCAACGGGGACAGACUCAGGGAGGAAGUUGAGGCCGAGAUGGUGAAGAUAACGUACGAACAGCUACAGGGAUUUGUAUAAAUGUUCAUAUAUG
Messenger RNA from Macrosteles quadrilineatus (aster leafhopper), 604 nucleotides. RefSeq names its product UMP-CMP kinase 2, mitochondrial-like. The coding region runs from base 1 to 591 and encodes 196 amino acids. The transcript has 4 exons. NCBI's taxonomy places the organism in Eukaryota, Metazoa, Arthropoda, Insecta, Hemiptera, Cicadellidae. The record is from RefSeq and is a predicted model, not a curated record.